AUGAUGGAUCCAAAUGUCCAGCUUGUUAUGAGAGGAUAUAGAAAAAAAAGCAAGGAGGCUCUUCAAGAAAUUUUGGAACCUUUUGCAGGAGUAACAACUGAAUGUCUACAGGAAUGGAUAGAUUAUGAGCGGGUUGUGUGUAUCCGCAGCAAAUCAACUGAAAAUCACUCCUUGUCACCUGCUGAAGAGUAUUGUCUAGUCCUGGAGGAGCUAACAAAAUACAGGGGUGUGUUUGCGACGGAUGUAAACAAAGAUAAGAAAAGGCUAGAGACAAAACUGAAAAAGAAAGGGAAGAAGGCUGGUGUCAAAUGGGACUCAACAAAUGUUGAUUACCUGCGGACACUCAAGACUGCACAAGAGAAACUAAGACUUCAGAUACUGGAGACCCUUCAACAGACCACUGCAGAGAGGCUGUUUUUGUUAGAUUUAAUGAAAAAGUAUGCAAGAGGACAAGCUGUAGCCAUAAGAUUGGGCAAGCAACAAAAAGAUGAGAGAACAGCUGUCGUUGUACAAUGCGGUUGGCGGGGAAGUCGUUAAAAUGCCGACACAUUUGUCAUUUGAAGAUGUAAAGUCGUGCGACAGCAAGCUGUGGGACAUUUUGAAGUCAUCAGAUGUAGGUGCUUGGAGGACCAGUGUGCCUGUGUCUGUAAAACAGCAAGCUGUUCGCCUGUUUUGCAUGACACAGAGAGCUGCAGAAGAAAAGGAACUUUUGAUUUCAGAAAUGAAGUCAACAUUACAUUUCUUUUCCAAUGAACAUUCAGGUCUUUUAAACAAGGUCCUGGAUAAUGUUAAAGGAGACAUGCCAGUCAUCAUCAAAGAAGGGCUUUAUGUGGAAAUGAAAUUUAAUUCAUUACUGAAGGCAUUCCAGUCAUAUCUCCCAGACUU
Messenger RNA from Dreissena polymorpha, 885 nucleotides. RefSeq lists its product as uncharacterized. The transcript has 7 exons. Bases 1 to 537 code for a protein of 178 amino acids. The record is from RefSeq and is a predicted model, not a curated record. Lineage: Eukaryota; Metazoa; Mollusca; Bivalvia; Myida; Dreissenidae.